AUGUGCCGAAGGUGUCUUUACCAGCUAUUUCUCUACCUUCUUUAUUGCGAGUGUAAUAUCAUCUAUCCUAAGCAAGGAGACCAAUUCAACGGUAGCGAAAUUCUCGAUGACGAACUCGAAGAUAUGUUCGCCUGCGAUCAAGACGAUUUCAAUGGCAUGGUGGUGGAAGCCAUUAAUUACUUGGAUCUUAAUAUAAUUCACAGGCCACUUCUGGAUUUCAUAUCCCAAAUUACCAAGCCAGCCCUACCAAAAAUUGGAACCCCGAUUUUGCCAGAUGCCCCUCGAUACUAUUGGAAAUCGCAUGUUCAGAAUGCGGAAUGGUUUGUAGCAGCAGCUCUCGGACCCCAAGGACUGUGGAAGUUUCUUUUUGAAUCUUCGUUCGAAGAACAGGAGGAUGUUUGCGCCAUCUAUGUCGAAGGUGGGUUCGGAGAUCCUCAUUUCUUCAUUCAAGAUCCUCAAUCCAAUUUAAGGCUUAAUAAUACCGGUACCUACCCACCAUAUCUUCGGAUAUGUAGGGAUGAGCUUGUCAUUGGAGAGUGCGAUGUCAACUGGUGGUGUGAGGCCGACUGGAGCACUCGAAUUAGCAUUACCGAUUUAACAGCAGUGGUUUGGGACGAUUGGAGAUUGAAAGAAUGGGGGUAUCUCUUGCCAAUGAUCAAGCUACCUUUGUAUCUGCCCGGCCAAACUCCGUUCCAUCGCAUUGAUUGUGAACUAUCGACCCCACUAGUCCCUUAUAGAGUGCGUUCCAAAAACCGCAUAUAUACGGCAAAGCUCUUCCCUGAAAUAAUAUCCCCCGAAUGUGUCACUUCACCAAGCAACAAUGACUUUAUUUCGUGCACGCCUCUCCAAGUUCGCGACGCCUUAGGGGACAAGGCUCCGGCCUUGCCCGAAUUCACCCAGCCGAUCAAAAAUCCCCUCCCAUUGGAAUUUCAGUUCCUUAUUCUUGAACUAGCCGACUAUUCCCAAUAUCCAACUUUGCGAGCUGUUUGCAAGACUUGGAAGGCAGAGGCAUGGAGAAUACUAAAAAGCAGAUAUACAGUGCCUUACAUCCUCGAUUCCAAAACCUUCCACGAGGACGAAACAGACAUUCAAUUCCUCGGAAGCUUCGUCUCAGCGUCUCCAUCGGAUUGCCCGUUUUUAAUACAUUCAGCUUUGCUUGAUUUUACUGGAUAUGCCCGUGGGAGACUUGAUUACUCUAUCGAUGAUCAAGGAUUUCCACUCUCCGUUGUCGAAUUUGGAAAGAUCUACUCUAAACCAGAUCCAGACCAUCCUUUAGUGCUAUCGAAUACGGAGCACCUCCGUGCAGCAGCUGAUUACCCCGUCAUUAUACCCAAUACAGAAAACCCACAACCGUUACCUCACCCAGUGUACAUGAGAUUUAAACUAUAUAGAAACGGUCACGGCUAUGGAUAUUCGAAUUCCUUAGCCAAGGAGGGUGAAACCCUAAACCCUUCCAAAAUUCAGACAGUCAAAACAUUUCUCGGGAAAUACUUUGUUCAAUUUAGCACUAAAUUUAAAGGAAACUUGAGGUCGCUGCCUCCGGAUGACAGGCCACUCGAGCGGUUCCGAGUUGGGGUAGCCUUUUUCAGCUCGCACUAUAAUAACCCGCCCCGACGUAUUGAAAUUACUUUCACGGAACCAAAUAUCCACAAUGGCCAACAAUUGGCAUAG
Messenger RNA from Orbilia oligospora ATCC 24927, 1671 nucleotides. RefSeq lists its product as uncharacterized. The record is from RefSeq and is a predicted model, not a curated record. The transcript is spliced from 3 exons. Lineage: Eukaryota; Fungi; Ascomycota; Orbiliomycetes; Orbiliales; Orbiliaceae. Bases 1 to 1671 code for a protein of 556 amino acids.